Molecule: messenger RNA, 2426 nt
Organism: Ricinus communis (castor bean)
Lineage: Eukaryota; Viridiplantae; Streptophyta; Magnoliopsida; Malpighiales; Euphorbiaceae
Product: cellulose synthase-like protein G3
Exons: 6
Coding region: 79-2310 (743 amino acids)
Biological process (GO): plant-type primary cell wall biogenesis; cellulose biosynthetic process
Cellular component (GO): trans-Golgi network; plasma membrane
Molecular function (GO): mannan synthase activity; cellulose synthase (UDP-forming) activity
Source: RefSeq, a predicted model, not a curated record
AUAAGCCAACAAUAAAUAGAACUAAAAGUGGACUUCAUUAAUUAUCAAAACCUUGGAAUACAGCGCCGACAAGAUACUAUGGAGGGUCUAAGACAUAGGGUGUUCACCACCACCACCACCACUGCACCUCCUCUUCACACCGUUAGACCCAUGCCCCAAACACUCUUCAACCGUUUAUUUUCUCCAACUUACUCUUGUGCCAUCCUCAUUUUGCUCUAUCACCAUGCAGCAAACCUUCUCUUCUCCACAACCCUCAUUUCUUUCUCUAUAAUCCUCAUCUUGCUAGUCUCCGAUCUAGUUCUUGCCUUCAUGUGGAUCAACACUCAGGUUCUUCGCAUGUAUCCAGUUUGUCGCGAGCAAUUCCCCGAAAACCUCAAACAAGUAAUGAAGCGAAGCGAAUAUCCUGGACUGGACGUGUUCAUAUGCACUGCAGAUCCGUAUAAAGAGCCACCAAUAAGUGCAGUAAACACUGCUUUAUCAGUAAUGGCUUAUGAUUAUCCAAGGGAGAAGAUUUCUGUUUACGUUUCGGAUGAUGGUGGCUCUGCUUUGACUUUUUUUGCUUUAAUGGAAGCAGCUAAGUUUGCUACCUACUGGUUGCCAUUUUGUGAGAAGAAUAAUAUUGUAGAGAGGAGUCCUGAGGCAUAUUUUGAAUCGAAACAAACUUGUUUUUCAUCAGAGAUAGAGAAGCUUAAGAUAAUGUAUGAAAGCAUGAAAAUCAAAAUAGAGCACGUUCUUGAUAGAGGAAGAGUUGAUGAUGAAUAUAUAAAUGGAGACCGAGAGCGUGAAGCCUUCAACAAAUGGACCCAUAAAUUCACACGUCAAGACCAUCCCACUAUCAUUCAGGUCCUUUUAGACUCAAGCAAAGACAAAGACAUCAGUGACAAUCAGAUGCCCAAUCUAAUCUAUCUCUCUAGACAGAAAAGCAAGAAUUAUCCUCACCACUUUAAAGCUGGUGCUCUCAAUACUUUGCUAAGGGUAUCAGCUGCCAUGACCAAUUCGCCAAUAGUGUUGACCUUAGAUUGUGACAUGUACUCUAAUGAUCCACAAACGCCAUUGCGUGCACUUUGUUACUUAUGCGACCCUGAAUACGUUUCCAAAUUAGGGUAUGUCCAAUUUCCUCAAAGAUUUCAUGGAAUCAACAAAUAUGACAUGUAUGCUUGUGCAUAUAAACGUCUGUAUGAGGUACAGCCAAUGGGAUUUGAUGGCCUGAUGGGCCCCAAUUAUCUUGGAAGUGGUUGUUUUUUUCCACGUAGAUCUUUAUUUGGUGAUCCUUCAAUUCUAGUGCCACCAGAAAUCCCUGAGCUAAGGCCGGACCAUGUAGCGGACAAAACCCUUCAGUCCGAAUCAGUUUUGGCACUUGCUCAUCAAGUUGCAACAUGUGAUUAUGAAGAACAGACCAUGUGGGGCUCCAAGAUAGGAUUUAGGUAUGGAUCAUUAUCCGAGGACUUCUUGACGGGUUUGCGGAUGAAUUGUGAAGGGUGGAAAUCUAUAUUUUGUCAUCCUAAAAGGGCAGCGUUUUUGGGUGAUGCCCCACUCACCUUGAUUGAUCUAUUAAGCCAACAAAAGAGAUGGACAAUUGGGGUUCUUCAGGUUGGAUUUAGUAGAUAUAGCCCAAUAACCUUUGGUGUUAAGCAUAUGGGUCCUCUGAUGGGUUUAGGUUAUGCACAGUCCACGUUUUGGGCAAGUUGGUCAAUCCCAAUCAUCGCAUAUGCUUUCCUUCCUCAGCUAGCCCUUUUUAACAAAGUUUAUAUAUUUCCAAAGGCAUCAGAGCUUCCAUGGUCUCUUCUAUAUGUGUUUCUAUUUCUUGGUGCCUACGGACAGGAUUUCCUCGACUUUAUCUUGGUAGGUGGUUCAGCCAAAUCUUGGUGGAAUGAUCAAAGGAUUUGGCACAUAAGGGGACUGUCAUGUUACAUAUUUGGUUCGAUAGAAUUCUGGCUUACAACUUUAGGAUUUUCAAGAUUUGGGUUCAAUGUGACAAGCAAAAUAGUUGAUAAUGAACUAAGCAAAAGAUAUGACCAAGGGAUCUUUGAGUUUGGGGUUCAUUCACCUAUGUUUGUUACCCUAACAAUGGCAGCAUUAACUAAUUUGAUUGCAUUAGUCAAAGGUCUGGCUGAUGUUUGUAGAGGAAGCAAUUUGGAAGGAUCACUUCUGCAGAUGCUUAUUACAAGUUUUGGCGUGCUGAAUUCUUGGCCAAUUUAUGAAGCCAUAUUCUUGAGAAGUGAUAAAGGGACAAUGCCUAUUAAAACUACUCUUAUGGCAAUGUUUUUUGUUUUUUGGUUGUACUUGGCUGCUUAUUUCAUACUCAAGUGAAAAGAAAAAGAAAUAAGCUUGAUGGAGAUUAUAUUUUCUUUGUAAAAAAAUAAUAAUAAAUGCCAAACCUUGUAAUACCAAAGAAGUUUGUAUUUAAGGUAGGCCCCAUUGCUAUA